Ictalurus punctatus (channel catfish) is the source of this 1479-nucleotide messenger RNA. It is a transcript of the gene foxd7, whose product is annotated as forkhead box D7. The record is from RefSeq and is a predicted model, not a curated record. The transcript is spliced from 2 exons. Gene Ontology annotation, biological process: regulation of transcription by RNA polymerase II; anatomical structure morphogenesis; cell differentiation. Bases 131 to 1087 code for a protein of 318 amino acids. Gene Ontology annotation, molecular function: RNA polymerase II cis-regulatory region sequence-specific DNA binding; DNA-binding transcription factor activity, RNA polymerase II-specific. Lineage: Eukaryota; Metazoa; Chordata; Actinopteri; Siluriformes; Ictaluridae.
ACAGAGGAGUGUAGCUCGUAGCGUCACCAGCUUUUUUUCCCUCUCCUGCCUCCAAUGUUGUGAAACGGCUUUGUUUUGACGAGGGUCUGCAAGUUUCGGUGAAAUCGGACCAGGCUGUGGAUUUGCUACUAUGACUUUGGAUACGGAUUUAAUGGACGACCUGGUUAUCGACGUGGUGGGAGAAGGGAGCAAGGAUUCGGGAGAAGAGAGCUGCUCUACCUCACCUCCAGUCGUGUCCGAGGCUGAGUUCAGCUCGGCGGCUCUUACUGCCAGGCAUUAUGAUGGCGAUGGGAAAGACAUCGCGUCUUCCAGAUGCCUUCCAGCUCCGAACAAAGGCGCCUCGGUGAAGCCACCUUAUUCCUACAUUGCCCUUAUCACAAUGGCCAUUCUGCAGAGCCCGAAGAAGCGGCUCACUCUCAGCGAGAUCUGCGACUUCAUCAGCCACCGCUUCGCUUACUAUCGCGAGAAAUUCCCCGCCUGGCAGAACUCCAUUCGCCACAACCUGUCGCUCAAUGACUGCUUCGUGAAGAUGCCGCGGGAGCCGGGCAACCCGGGGAAGGGCAACUACUGGACCCUAGACCCGAACUCUGCGGACAUGUUUGAGAAUGGCAGCUUCCUGCGGCGGAGGAAGCGUUUCAAGCGGCAGCAUUUCCGAUUCGGUGUGUUGAAAGAUCAUGCGUUAGAGCCCGCAGGCUUUCCGAACCUGUCGUAUGGCGCAUACGGCCUCGGAGCGUCCUGUGUGCCUUUACCAAGUAUGGACGUCUAUCCGUUUGGAUUCCGCCAUGCCACUCAGGCGUCCUGUGUGCCAGGCGCUCCACCUGGUACCGUCCUUCCGGCGCUAUCCACCUUCUUUUCGCGGAGUUCACUACAUACUAAAGCUUUCGCACCGAGCCAAGCGCUCACAGUGGAGUCAUUAAGCUCAGCUCCGCUUCCCUCCAGCUCCCCGUAUGCGCCCUCCGCUCUUCUCCAUCCCAUCGCCUUUCCUCCGUUUCUCAGCCUGCAGUAUGAAUACCAGAAACUGCAAAGCCUGACAGGCAGCUCGGAGGCGCAUAAUAAACACGCGUACCUGGGCAGUGUUGUUAAUUAGCAGCGGUGCGGCUUUCUAUUUGUUUUCUCUCUCUCUCUCUCUCUCUCUCUCUCUCACUCUCUCUCUCUCACUCUCUCUCUCUCUCAGGAAAUAACGUUUUUGGCAUGUUGAUAUGCUUUCAGAGUAAGAGAUCAGAUUAUCUCUGAUGGCAUUUAAUGGACACUGAACUUUUGACAUUUAUUCCCCCACUGAAUUUUACUGAGAUUUCUUUUUGUUAUUGUUGUUGUUGUUGUUGUUGUUGUUGAAGAAAGACUCAUGUGUGCUUAAAAUAUUUUUCUUAUAUAAAUUUCAUACUACAAAAUUGCGUUGAGUGAUUUGAAAAAUAUUUAACUGACGAAUUUCCUCUUGGUUGUUUGGAAAAAAAAUGAAUAAAACGAAUUUGUUUUCACGAA